AUGCGUUUCGCCAACAAACACGCGUUUCAGCUCCACCAACUGGCGUUGUGCUUCUACGAGGACGAGUGCAGAGCCGAGAACCUGGUCGAGUACCACAUCUUCGAGUACGCCUACCACGGCGGCGGGGUGACCAUGAGCGUGCACUCGAAAGGCCGGUCCGGUCCCGGACAGACAAUGAAGUGCACGUUUGAGGACGUCAAGGAGAGGACUGUCCACAUGAUCAGGGCAUGCGUGGUCAUAAUGCAGUCCUGCCAGCAGGAGCUGCCGCCUUGCUACGACAUCAGUCUGCGGUUGUACUAUAACGAGGAAGCGCCCGAGGAGUACCAGGCGCCAGGGUUCCUCCGCGCGGAGGAGCCCGCCGACCACCUGGCGCCGAGCUUGGCCGACGCGGUGCUCCUGGGCUGCGUGGACACGCCCUACCAUCGGAUGCUCGCGCGCUCCUACAUCAGGGACGGCCUCGCCAGCAGCCGCGACGCCAUCGCAUCACAAAAUCCGCCGAUUAUGACGCAGAACGAAACGCCGGAAUUGUCGGGUUCAUCCAGGAGGUCCUCUCUCGAGGGGACCAAGGGUGGGAUCAGCUGUCCCUGUAAUAAGUACUGCGCCGACGACGCAGAGGAUCCAACGGAGUUGAUCACAUGCGUCUACUGCAGGAGGCAGCAGCACGCGGCCUGCUUCGGCGUGGCGCCGGAGAGGGCCGUUCUGCUGCAGCGGCAUUGCUGCGCGCGGUGCUCCGACGGGGACCCCUCGCGGGUCCCCACCGACCCUCGUCUGGCAUCCUUGGCGCCCAAGCAGAGGGAGUGCCUGUGCACGUUCCGGCGCACGCUGCGCUGGUGCUGGGCGUGGGGCGAGGCGAGCGCCGCGCUGCUGCGGGCGAGGGGCAUCCCCGCCGCGGGCGCCCAGCGCCUGCUGCGGCUGCUGCGCAACCACCGACUGCUGCCGGACCUGCCGGACCCGGCGAGGCCCGACUCGCCGCAGAAGAUCAACAGGGAGCAGCUGAGGGCCGUCAUGGAGAAGUUCUUCGCGAGCGCGCCGGAGCAGGGCAUCGUGGACCGCCUCCUGGCGGAGACGUUCGCCUCCCAGGAGAGCACGGACCCCCUCGGCGAGCUGCUCAGCCCCGUGGAGAAGAUCAGCCUCCAAAAGGCAGCGACCGUAGGCCGCGUGGUGGAGCCAGUGCAGCAUCAGCCCGCUGCAGAAGACGCGACCUUGAGGGAGUACAGGGACGCAGUAUUUUCCAAAGGCAUGGAUGACCACGAAAUGCCUUUAUCCACCAUCUUGAGUGAGGGAAAGACAUCCAAAGGGAAGAGGAAGAUAGAGGAACGGGAGAAGGCCAAUUUGAGGACAGGAGUCCGAACCAAAAAGGCACGGACUCUGAAA
Messenger RNA from Iphiclides podalirius (scarce swallowtail), 1374 nucleotides. The record is from the annotation of a GenBank genome assembly. NCBI's taxonomy places the organism in Eukaryota, Metazoa, Arthropoda, Insecta, Lepidoptera, Papilionidae.